AAUGUUCAAGCUUGGCUACUGUACCCAGAAUGACAAACAGUUGUUUAUCUAAACGCGUUUCUCUGCGGGUGCGUUGUGUUUUGUCCCUCCGAGGCGCCGUGUGUUUGUGUUGUUAGAUAGAGACGAAGAUGGCGGACGAAUUAGACCUCAGUGAACUAGACAGAGUACGGAUUUCUGCUGCGGAGCUUCGAGUUGAAGCGUCGAGUUUCGUCAACAACGGCGAUGUUCACAGAGAGGAGCUAGGAGAGGAGUGGCGUGGCGAAUGCCAGCAGCAGAGUAACCACGGCAACGACGCAUCAAAACACCCCGAUCUGCAAUGCUACACGUCCGAGGCCAUCCACGGCAGCCGUCGCCAUGACAGCAAGGAAGGCGAAGUGGUGACCUCCCCUCGUCACCCUGGAGACCCUGUAACCAUGACCUCUGACCCUGAGGAGGAGCUGGUGAUGUCACCACCACCGCAGAAGGAGGAAGAAGGACACAAGAUGGCCACCACUGAGAUGGUUUCAACUGAACCUGGAUGUGCAGAUGGAGGGAUGGGGAAAGAAGGAGAAGAUAAAUAUGGAGGAGGGGGUAGUCAUGGUGGGGGAGGUUUUACUUUUAACCGCGAAGGCUCUCGAGCAUCUGCACAACAGAGGACUCAAAGAGGUGACCACCACACCACCAGAGUCGACAACAGUAGCAGCAACAGUAGCAGUGCAGGGGGGCCAUCGGGCUCAGGCAGCGGACCACAGAGCUCCAGACAGAGGGAUGGAGGGAGAGAGAAGGACCAGAGGGAUGGAGGGAGAGAGAAGGACCAGAGGGAUGGAGGGAGAGAGAAGGACCAGAGGGAUGGAGGGAGAGAGAAGGACCGGAGGGAUGGAGGGAGAGAGAAGGACCAGAGGGAUGGAGGGAGAGAGAAGAACCAGAGGGAUGGAGGGAGAGAGAAGGACCGGAGGGAUGGAGGGAGAGAGAAGGACCAGAGAGAUGGAGGGAGAGAGAAGGACCAGAGAGAUGGAGGGAGAGAGAAGGACCAGAGGGAUGGAGGGAGAGAGAACGACCACAGUGGGAGAGACCCAGACCUCCCGGAGCCAGCAGGGGGUUCCCCUGGCUCUGCCAAGCCCACCAGGAAGACUCGUAAACCGGACCGGGAGAUCUAUCAGCCAGGGGCCCGAAGGAGCACAACCAGCACCCAGGGGAAGGAAGUGGGAAGAGAGACGAAGAAACCUGCCCAUACUCCUGGUCCUGGGUCUGGUUCUGUUAGAGAGGAGGCUGUAGUCAGGAGAGAGCCAGCCCCACAAAAAGAGACUGGAGGAGAGAGAGGGGGAGGGGAGGAGAAGGGGAGGAGAGAGACAGGCAAAGCAGCAGCGGCAGUCUCAGACCCUGUAUCAGAGAACCUGACUGGGAACAUGGAGAAACUCCGUGUGACUGUCCCAGUCGGGAGAGAGGAGGAGGAUGACAGACGAGGAGGAGGAGAGAAAGGAGAAGGUCAGGAAGUAGACAGGAGGAAGAAGGCUAGCGGUGAGGGCAGGAGGAGCAGAGGAGUUGAGGGAGGAGGAGCAAAUGGAGGUGAGAAGACAGAGGAGGAGAAGAGAGAGAGAGGAAACCGCAGGAACAGAGGAGGAGGAGGGGAGAAGGGGGGCAAUCAGGACUCCAGGAGAAGAGGAAGAGGGGAAGGAGGAGGGGGGAAGGGUGAGCGAGUGAUGAAAGAGACAAAUAAGAGAGAGUCAGAGGGGGAAGCAAACCGUCCUGCAGAUACACAGCCAACAAAAGGAAGAGAAAAACAGAGGGAUAGAGAGAAGGAAAGAGAGGAACCGAGGGAUAGGGAGAUGGAGAGGGACAAGCAGAGAGGGAACAACAGACCCCGAGACAUAGACAGAGAGAGGGAUGGGGAGAUGGAGAGAAACAAGCAGAGAGGGAACAACAGACCCCGAGACAUAGACAGAGAGAGGAAUGGAGAGAUGGAGAGAAACAGAGAGAGGCCAUCGGAGGGGAACGAGAGGAACAGAGAGAGGGAUGGAGAGAUGGAGAGAAACAGAAAGAGGCCAGCGGAGGGGAACGAGAGGAACAGAGAGAGGGAUGGAGAGAUGGAGAGAAACAGAGAGAGGCCAGCGGAGGGGAACGAGAGGAACAGAGAGAGGGAUGGAGAGAUGGAGAGAAACAGAGAGAGGCCAGCGGAGGGGAAGGAGAGGAGCAGAGUCAACACUAGUCCUAACAACAACCACCACCACCCAUCAUCAUCCUCUAAGCGUUACUCCAAGUCAGACAUCAGAAGACCCAGGAACCGCACCUACAGCACCAGCUCUGCCAGCAGUGGCACCAGUCUGGACGGACCUGGACUGGGACAGGGAGCGGGGUUGGGGGAGGACAGGGCCCGACGAGACCGGUUGGGGCGCAGGGAGCGAGAGAGAGGGGAGGGAGGAGGAGGUCAGCUCCAGAACAGGAGGAGAAGCACCAGAGACUCCUCUACUGACUCACUGGAAGAGAGCAAGGUGGGAGACUGGAUGGAUGAGAGGAGGAGGAGGAGGAGAGACGGAGGAGAGGAGGACUGGAGCCCGGAGAGGAGGAAGAGGGGGGAGGAGAGCAGAGUGACAGGAGGGAGGCACAGAGGAGGAGGAGGGAGAGGAGGUCUCCUGAGAAUAUCUCACAGUGACAGACAGUCAGGCUCCUCCCAGGCUACCUCAGGCCCCGGCGAGGACCCCCAGGGGCGACGCAGACAGGUCACUGGGCCUCGCAGCAGGGGGAGGGGCAUCCUCAUCCUCCCCGCCCACACCAACCUCUCCAAUUCGCCGGGGGAGCCCGGGCCGAGGCUACUGUUUGGUGGGAUCCGUGGAGGAAGAGAGGCGGGGCUAGGGAGAGGAGGAGGGCGGGGCGGAGGAACAAGGCGUCUCUGGGACCCGAACAACCCCGACCAGAAACCCGCCCUCGGGCUCUCCCAGCAUGCAUCGCUCCAGCAGCAGCAGCCCAUGUACCUGCAGACAGGCGUUGGUUACGGAGCGCUGCACUUCCUGGAUACAGAUGACGAGGCUGCAGGGAGUCCCCCGGUCCGCCAGGGGGAGCACUUCCACCUCCAGCAGCAGGCUGCAGCCAUGGCCCAGGCCUUCUACAAGUACCAGAACUCUGACAACCCUUACCCUUACAACGCCAACCCGAACCCCAACACACGCUACCCCUACCCUUACCACACUAUGCCCGCCGGCCCUUACCUGAUCCCCCCCUCUAACGACAUGUACCACCCGGGUCAGUUCUACGGGGGGUACAGGGGCCAGGGGUACCCAGAUGGACCCGAGGCUGCAGCAGGGGGUGGAUCCGGAGCAGGUGUAACCCCUGAGGAGGCUGGGCAACAUGCCAGAGGAGAGCUGGGGAGACUGCUGAGAGCUGCAGACAGUCAGGAGUUACAGCUCACUAACCUGUUGUCUCGAGACAGACUCAGUGCUGAUGGACUGGACCGCAUGGCUCAGCUCAGAGCUGACCUGUUGACCCUGUACGAGCGUGUGAUCCUAACAGACAUAGAGUUCAGUGACAGCCAGAACCUGGACCAGGCUCUAUGGAAGAACGUGUUCUACCAGGUUAUAGAGCGCUUCAGACAGCUCCUCAAAGAUCCCAGCGGAGACUCAGCUCCGCGCAUCACCACCAUGCUGCUGACACUGCUGGACGAGGGGGCAGUAUUCUUUGAUGCGCUGCUGCAGAAACUUCAGAUGGUGUUUCAGUUUAAACUGGAGGAUUACAUGGACGGCAUGGCCAUCAGACCACGACCACUACGCAAAACGGUGAGGUAUGCUCUGAUCAGUGCCCAGCGGUGUUUGAUCUGUCAGGGAGACAUCGCCCGUUACCGGGAGCAGGCCAGCGACUCGGCUAACUACGGCAAGGCCCGCAGUUGGUACCUGAAGGCCCAGCAGAUUGCUCCUAAGAACGGACGACCCUACAACCAGCUUGCCCUGCUGGCUGUCUACACGAAGAGGAAGUUGGAUGCAGUGUAUUAUUACAUGCGUAGCCUGGCGGCCUCCAAUCCCAUCCUCACUGCCAAGGAGAGCCUCAUGAGCCUGUUUGAAGAGGCCAAACGCAAGGCGGACCAGAUGGGGCGGAGGCAGGAGUCAGAAGGGGGUUCCAGGGGCCCGGGGGUCCAGGGUGGAGGAAGAGGACGGGGGGAGCAGGGGGCCAGAGUAGAGAUCUGGCUUCGCCCAGUCGUCCAGGCAGUGGCUCUCUCAUCGCACCGCGGGGGCAGCGAGUCCAGCAGAGACUCUGAACAGGACGGAGAGCUCGGCAACCUCAGCGCUAGUGAUCUCAAUAAGAGGUUUAUACUCAGCUUCCUCCACGCUCAUGGAAAACUCUUCACUAAAGUGGGCAUGGAGUCGUUCCCAGCGGUGGUCAGUCGUGUUCUCCAGGAGUUCAGAGUGCUGAUCCAACACAGCCCCUCCCCUCUGGGCAGCACACGCAUGUUACAGAUCAUCACCAUCAACAUGUUCACGAUACACAACGCUCAGAGCAGAGGAGGAGAUGGUGAGGUGAGGUCUGUUUUACAGGAGCAGACUACAGCUCUGGGUCUGGCCAUGUUCUCUCUGCUGGUCCAGCGCUGCACAGAGCUACUGAGAGACACACCUGCAGAGCCCAUCCCUGAGGAGGAGAGAGAAGAGGGGGAUGAGUGGGAGGAGGGGAUGGUGAGAGUUUCUGCCUUCCCAUUGGACCUGAGGGAGCUGCUGCCCAGCGUUAAAGUCUGGUCUGAUUGGAUGCUUGGACACCCCGACCAAUGGAAUCCUCCGCCUUGUAGUAUAGAUGGCUGUAGCUCCGGUGUGUGGUGUAGCUUGGCCGACCUGUGUAAUGCGUUGGCUCGUGUCGACCACGGGGAAGCGCCGCUGUACAAGGCAGACGGGGACGGAGGCGAGGGGGAUGAGGAGCUCCGCCUGUUGCUAUUGGAGGAGGACAGGCUACUGGCCGGCUUCGUCCCGCUGCUCGCCGCCCCACAGGAACCCUGCUACAUAGACCUCACCAGGGAUACCGUAAUAGCAGCAGACUGUAAAAGGGUAACAGUGUUGAAGUAUUUCCUGGAGGCUCUGUGUGGACAGGAACAACCUCUCCUGGCCUUCAAGGGAGGGAAGUAUGUCUCCAUGGCAACCUCUCCCCAACCCAGCAGCCCCGGCGACGCCCACAGUCGACACGACUCACUGACCGAGAGAGAGAGUGAUGACGUCAUCGUGGAGGCGGAGUCGUCUGUUUCCGAGGGGGAUGAGGGCGGGGGCAGCGAAGAUGACAUCAGAGAGCUCCGGGCCAGACGCAGCGCCCUCACUAACAGACUGGCUCAGCAGCAACGACGCAGGGACAAGAUACAGGCGGUGUUACAGACGGGUGGUCAGUUGAAGUUAGAGGUACGUCCUCUUUUCCUGGUUCCAGACACCAAUGGCUUCAUCGACCACCUGACCGGCCUCAAGACACUGCUGCAGUCUGGGACUUACAUACUGGUGGUGCCCCUCAUAGUGAUAACAGAGUUGGAUGGUCUGGCGAAGGGUCAGGAGAGCUGCGGAGGCUCCGGCGGUGGUCGUGGCGGCGGUGGUUCCCGUGGUAACCCUGGUGCGACUCAUGCACGGGCGGUCCAGGAGAAGGCCAAGGUUGCCGUGGCGUUUCUGGAGCGAGGGUUCGAGGCCAGAGAGCCCUGUCUCAGAGCGCUGACCAGCAGAGGAAGUCAACUGGAGUCUAUCGCCUUCCGCAGUGAAGACACCUCCGGACAACAGGGGAACAAUGAUGAUGUCAUCUUGUCCUGCUGUCUCCACUACUGCAAAGACAAGGCUAAGGACUUCAUGCCUGCACAGAGAGACGGUCCGGUGCGGUUGCGUCGGGAGGUGGUUCUUCUGACAGAUGACCGUAACCUGCGGGUCAAAGCCCUGACCAGGAAUGUGCCGGUCAGAGACAUCCCCGCCUUCCUCACCUGGGCCAAAGUGGGCUGAACCGGGUCACACCUUAGACUAUGCCCAGAGCACCCAAUCAACCAAUCAACUGCUGAGAACCGCUGGCCACCUCCCAUACCAUCGGAGUGGAGGAGGAGCCUGUAAGCUAAUGCAGAAGGGAAGACUGAUGGAGAAAGCUUUUUUUGUGGAAAAAUGAAAUAUGGACACUAAAAAGCUUUUUUUUGUGUGUGGAAUGAGUUGAAUAGGCUGAGAGCUUUUUACCCUCUCGUUGUGAUGAGGUGUGUGUGUUUACCGCUGAGCUCAGGGAGCGGGAGGGAGGAGAGGAGCAGGGAGAGUUUUUAAGAGAUGCAGGAAGGCUGGCCCAUGAAGAGAGGUAGAAGACAGAAGGUAUUUGUGUUCAUUUCUGGUUUCUUCGGUCCAGCCAUGCGUCGUGCGUAACUUCUGCAGUGGGCUGCAGUGGGUUCACAAGGCCAGUGGCAGUACUUACCUCAGUGGAAACGACAGAGAGGAAGAGAGACAUGGAAUGGAGAGGGACAGGGAGGUUAGGGCUCGAGGACCAAGGCCCAAACCUGACUGAGAAGUUUUAUAGUAUGUGUCUGUGUGACUGUUUGACUGACAGCUGUCUGGAACCCCAGUGCAGCACAGAGAGAGAGGCUUUGUAUUUUAUUUAUUUAACCUUUAUUUAACUAGGCAAGUCAGUUAAGAACAAAUUCUUAUUUACAAUGAGGGCCUACCCCGGGCCAAACUCUGACGACGCUGGGCCGGUUGUGAUACAGCCUGGAAUCAAACCAGGGUCUGUAGUGAUGCCUCACACACUGAAAUGAGAUGCCUUAGACCGCUGCACCACUCGGGGGAGGGGCAUGGGAGUCUGGUUGUAGUAUCGGGGUACCAGCCAGGUUGUAGUAUCGGGGUACCAGCCAGGUUGUAGUAUCGGGGUACCAGCCAGGUUGUAGUAUCGGGGUACCAGCCAGGUUGUAGUAUCGGGGUACCAGCCAGGUUGUAGUAUCGGGGUACCAGCCAGGUUGUAGUAUCGGGGUACCAGCCAGGUUGUAGUAUCGGGGUACCAGCCAGGUUGUAGUAUCGGGGUACCAGCCAGGUUGUAGUAUCGGGGUACCAGCCAGGUUGUAGUAUCGGGGUACCAGCCAGGUUGUAGUAUCGGGGUACCAGCCAGGUUGUAGUAUAGUGGAGAGGCGGGUACCUUCAUCUACACACCCACCUCCAGGUCCCCGUGACCCCGAGCCACACUCUCAGCCUCUGAUGACCCGGAAGUGGUCCGUUUCAGUUCCUGUAAAACCAUGAAGUGAUUUUUAUCCCAGUUGCCCAGCAGCUUGUGUUGAUUGAGAGUCAUUCCCAAGGCUUCUGUAAAGGAACAGAUUUAAAGACAAAAAGACAAAGGAAAAAUGUUUUGUUAUGUUUUAGCAUUGUGCGGUGGUGGGAGUGUGUUGUUUCUGAGUUGGCUGGUGUAUCCAUUGGGAGUGUGAUGUUUAUGCUCUACAGAAGAGCUUUUCUGUCCGCAGACGUUCUCACUCACCUACCCUUUUAGUUUGUUGUUUUUAACAGUUUAAAUAUUAUAAUAAGAUUGAACGUUAGCUUUUAGGUCAUUGUAUAUUUUGUGUGUUUGUUUUCCUUUGUUUUUAUCACCAUCUAUGGGUAACUCGUUCAGCUUCUAUAAAUUAUGUAUCUAUGUUCAUUCUAAGUGCAGAACUUUGUGCUGAUCUGUUUCUUUAUGAGUGGCUAAGACCCGGGCUGCGUCCAAAAUGGUACCCUGUGGGCCCUGGUCAAAAGUUGUGCACUAGGCCUAUAAGGAACAGUGUGCCAAUAGGGUGCCCUACACUGAUCAUACAAUUAACAAUGGAAUUAGCUUUUGUAGCACUACAGUUGUGGCCAAAAGUUUUGAGAAUGACACAAAUAACUUUAUUUACACAAAGUUUGCUGCUUCAGUGUCUUUAGAUAUUUUUGACAGAUGUUACUAUGUAAUACUGAAGUAUAAUUACAAGCAUUUCAUAAGUGUCAAAGGCUUUUAUUGACAAUUACAUGAAGUUGAUGCAAAGAGUCAAUAUUUGCAGUGUUGACCCUUCUUUUUCAAGAGAUCUGCAAUCCGCCCUGGCAUGCUGUCAAUUAACUUCUGGGCCACAUCCUGACUGAUGGCAGCCCAUUCUUGCAUAAUCAAUGCUUGAAGUUUGUCAGAAUUUGUGGGUUUUUGUUUGUCCACCCGCCUCUUGAGGAUUGACCGCAAGUUCUCAAUGGGAUUAAGGUCUGGGGAGUUUCCUGGCCAUGGACCCAAAAUAUCGAUGUUUUGUUCCUCAAGCCACUUAGUUAUCACUUUUGCCUUAUGGCAAGGUGCUCCAUCAUGCUGGAAAAGGCAUUGUUCGUCAUCAAACUGUUCCUGGAUGGUUGGGAGAAGUUGCUCUCAGAGGAUGUGUUUGUACAAUUCUUUAUUCAUGGCUGUGUUCUUAGGCAAAAUUGUGAGUGAGCCCACUCCCUUGGCUGAGAAGCAACCCCACACAUGAAUGGUCUCAGGAUGCUUUACUGUUGGCAUGACACAGGACUGAUGGUAGCGCUCACCUUGUCUCCCCCGGGACAAGCUGUUUCCGGAUGCCCCAAACAAUCGGAAAGGGGAUUCAUCCGAGAAAAUUACUUUACCCCAGUCCUCAGCAGUCCAAUCCCUGUACCUUUUGCAGAAUAUCAGUCUGUCCCUGAUGUUUUUCCUGGAGAGAAGUGGCUUCUUUGCUGCCCUUCUUGACACCAGGCCAUCCUCCAAAAGUCUUCGCCUCACUGUGCGUGUAGAUGCACUCACACCUGCCUGCUGCCAUUCCUGAGCAAGCUCUGUACUGGUGGCGCCACGAUCCUGCAGCUGAAUCAACUUUAGGAGACAGUCCUGGCGCUUGCUGGACUUUCUUGGGCGCACUGAGGCCUUCUUCACAACAAUUUAAUCGCUCUCCUUGAAGUUCUUGAGGAUCUGAUAAAUGGUUGAUUUAGGUGCAAUCUUACUUGCAGCAAUAUCCUUGCCUGUGAAGCCGUUUUGUGCAAAGCGAUGAUGACGGAACGUGUUUCCUUGCAGGUAACCAUGGUUGACAGAGGAAGAACAAUGAUUCCAAGCACCACCCUCCUUUUGAUGCUUCCAGUCUGUUAUUCGAACUCAAUCAGCAUGACAGAGUGAUCUCCAGCCUUGUCCUCGUCAACACUCACACCUGUGUUAACAAGAGAAUCACUGACAUGAUGUCAGCUGCUCCUUUUGUGGCAGGGCUGAAAUACAGUGGAAAUGUUUUUGGGGGAUUCAGUUCAUUUGCAUGGCAAAGAGGGACUUUGCAAUUAAUUGCAAUUCAUCUGAUCACUCUUCAUAACAUUCUGGAGUAUAUGCAAAUUGCCGUCAUACAAACUGAGGCAGCAGACUUUCUGAACAUUUAUAUUUGUGUCAUUCUCAAAACUUUUGUCCACGACUGUACAGUGUGCACGCGUUAACAAGCUGGUAUGAUACGUGUGUGUUUACCAUAAACGUGCGUGUGUCAGAGUACACAAUAUUAUGCACUGCGUCAGAGAGACGGAAGUCUUUUCACAACCAUAAAACGUCCCACACAAUAUAAACAAAGAUGACAUCAGUGAAUGACAUACCUGACGUAAUAUGUUUAAUCAGCAUGCUCUAAUGGUUUAAUAUGCAUGCUGACGUUAAACGUGUUACCAGUUCUAAUCUGUCCACCAGACGGCACAAGUUAGUUGGUUUAUUAUCUAUGACAGUAACACACACAGUUGAGUAAUUUCACAAAGCAUUAAACAUCAGUCUUGUAAGCUCAAGUCUAUGAACAACUAUAGAUAGAUUUGGUAUAAAUGAGUUGAUACUCUCAGUCAUUUGAUCUUUACCUUUGUGUGUUGUGUAUUUGCCAAAACCAUAGCUAGUUAACUUGUUGAUCCCACUUGUUUAGGAAUCUUUAAGUGAGUCCCAAUGAUCUCUCCUUUCUCCCAAAGUGUGCACUUGUUCCCUUUUUGUGGGAGGGAUUGGUGAUCGAGAGCGCACUUCAGGAGGAAGGAGAGAUUCCCUGGACUGUCACUGUUCUGUCUAUAUGCUGGAGCCGACCUCAGGCCUGCAUGGACUAUCCCAUCACAAGGCUUUUUCAUUCUUUUCCAUGAGUUGUUUGAAUAAAUGAUUUGUUUUGAUUCAAA
Salvelinus fontinalis (brook trout) is the source of this 10034-nucleotide messenger RNA. Its product is annotated as telomerase-binding protein EST1A-like. Gene Ontology annotation, biological process: nuclear-transcribed mRNA catabolic process, nonsense-mediated decay. NCBI's taxonomy places the organism in Eukaryota, Metazoa, Chordata, Actinopteri, Salmoniformes, Salmonidae. The transcript has 19 exons. Gene Ontology annotation, molecular function: telomeric repeat DNA binding; telomerase RNA binding; protein binding. The record is from RefSeq and is a predicted model, not a curated record. Bases 129 to 5915 code for a protein of 1928 amino acids. Gene Ontology annotation, cellular component: telomerase holoenzyme complex.